Schistosoma rodhaini is the source of this 1988-nucleotide messenger RNA. Lineage: Eukaryota; Metazoa; Platyhelminthes; Trematoda; Strigeidida; Schistosomatidae. The record is from the annotation of a GenBank genome assembly.
UGUAUCCUCAGACCUGUCAUCUGAUGUAAAAAUGUUUGGGCCUGAUGGAUAAUUUGACUGAGUCUCAUGACGUUUGACUGGCUGUACAGUCACUUCUAACAACAGCCUUGUCGAGCUCUGUAUGGUUGCUCCAUCUUUACCUUUCAAAGAAAGCUUAACGAUCAUUUUAUUUCUGCAGGUACUAAUGGAGAUCACUCUGUGUCACUUAUCGAUCCCUUAUUAACUUAGUUAUUGUUCCCUUCAGUUAUUAACAGGAGUACAUCAACAAUAAAAUCUUUUUAAAACCUAGAACUCGUUCAAAAUACACAGAGAAAAGAAUCCAAAGAACAAAGAAUACACAUCCUCACAGGCAAAGUUAAAAGUCGAAGUUUGGAGGUCGUAAUUUUACCCGCGAUUACGAGGGUGUGAGUUACUAUGAAUGCUCCUGCUUCAUUCGAACCGUUCCUGCUUGCCGAUGGUGAGAAGAAGAUCUCCUUCGAAAAAGAUACCCAGGUUCCAAAUGCUGCCAUAUUUACUCUAAAUCGAGAGGAUCACACUGUUGGAAAUAUGAUAACAUGCCAGUUACUAAAAGAUCCAAGAGUAUUAUUUGCAGGAUAUAAAGCUCCUCAUCCAUUAGAGCACAAAAUUGUCAUUCGAGUACAUACAGCUCAUCCGGCGACACCUGUAGAUGUUUUCGUUUCUGCUCUGAAAGAUCUUAUAAGUGAGAUUUCGAAUAUAGAAGAGCAGUUCAGGUAUGGUAUAUUGGCUCAACGCACGUCUAUGCCAGGCUCUACGUUAAUGAUGGCUGAAUACUUGUAGCAGGAAAACUAACGUUAUUUCCAAACGAUUGAUUGUUUUAGUCAGAGAACCACUGUGAUAUACAUUAUGCAAACAAAAAGACAAAAACUGAUUACAGAAGCAGAUUUAUUUCACAACUUGAAAUACAUUAACUACUUUAGCCAAAAACAUUCAUUUUUAAAGUAAUUUUACACUUGAUGAUUGGCUAAAAAGUACCUCAUAAAAGGAACGGGUAUUACACAGAAAUACUACGAAGUCCAUUCUGCAUGUCGUGCUGAAGUAAGUUCACAUUAAUUCAAUUCAAAGAUUAGUGUCCUAAACAAUUGUCACACUAAAAUAAAAAUUAAUCUUAUACUGAGCAAAAUAUCACUGAAAAUAAAACGUAUGUUAUACUGAGGAGUUAUAAGGCUAAAUAAAAAACGGGUAAUAUUGAAUCAAAAUCACACCAAGUUAAGACGUGGUUCCAUCCUAAAAUAACAAAACAGCAAGAAAUGAAGGAUUAUUACGGCAAAUUUCUUUUUAUGGGAAGUAUUUUCUAAACUCUAACGCUUUUAAACAUAUGUACUACACAAUAAUGCAGUAAACAGCUAGACAUAUGGGUUUGCUUUACAUCAUAUCGAAUAAGUUCUGAAUGUUUCUCCUUCAUGUUAUACUAUUUACACAGUAUAUUCUCUGAUACCAACUUUGAACAUUUGUAAGAGUUUAGAAGAUGGUAUUUUUUAGGACGUUAUUCGUUAGCUAAUGGUAGUCAGUCUGUGUGGAUUACUUCCAGACUAAGGUGUGGAAUGUAGACGAUAAAGAUCCUGCUGAAAAUUGGGCUACUCACUUGCUAACACGAGAGUCCUUACAGUCGUCAUUGGCAUGACAAAAUGGCUGUUUGAUAUUUAUUGCUUUUUAACAAGUACUUUGCUAUCAAGCAAAAGACGGUUUACAUCAAUGACUGACCAGUUAUACAACUGUUGGGGACAAAGAAUCCUUGGACAGCUGUUUUAUCCUCGUAUGGAAUUCUCUACUAUUGCUUCGUAAUCCCUUUUUGUGACAAAAACCAAGACAUUCGGGCCUCGUGAAGACGUCAUUACUUUAGAUCACUAAGUUGGUAACCAAUUGUCAAUUCAUACAUAGAAUCCUUUUUUAGAUAUCCCCAAAAGUUGGUCAAUCCAUUAACAUGAACUAAGAAUAUUUGUUUAUAUAUAUUGGGAAAACUUCUUUUU